Molecule: messenger RNA, 3313 nt
Organism: Arachis duranensis
Lineage: Eukaryota; Viridiplantae; Streptophyta; Magnoliopsida; Fabales; Fabaceae
Product: sister chromatid cohesion protein PDS5 homolog C
Exons: 14
Coding region: 302-3004 (900 amino acids)
Biological process (GO): mitotic sister chromatid cohesion; DNA repair
Cellular component (GO): chromatin; nucleus
Source: RefSeq, a predicted model, not a curated record
UGUCUUUAAUUUUCUCACACAACCAGAAAAAAAAAAUAAAAAGAAACACACUUUACUCUCUCUGUCUCUCCCCCCUCUCUCCGUUUCUCUGUAUCGGAACGGAAGAAAGAAAAGUAAAAGAGAGGAAAAAAAACGUUGAGCGAAAAACCCUAACCUUUCUCUGUGUGUGUUCAUUUCCGCAUUUAGGGUUCCGAUUUGGAAUUGAGAGAGAACGAGUGGUUUCUAGGGUUUCGAUGGAGUGAGUGAGACAGCGUUUGUGAGAUCUGCAAAGAAGAGAACCCCCCUUGAAGGACCGUUAACAAUGGCUUCUGCUGAGAGGCAGCUCGAAGAGCAGCUUCGUGAAGCUGGGAACAAGCUUCUAGAUCCUCCUUCAUCCGUCGACGAACUUCUACCUCUUCUCGAUCAAGUUGAGAAUUGCCUAUCAAGGGUUGAACAGUCACCUAGCCAAUCUACACAAAAUGCACUCUCUCCGGCGUUGAAAGCAUUAAUUGCAGAUAAACUUUUCAAGCAUUCGGAUGUUGAUGUUAAAGUCGCAGUUGCCUCUUGCAUCAGUGAGAUAACUAGAAUAACUGCACCUGAUGCUCCUUAUGACGAUGACCAGAUGAAGGAGGUUUUUCAAUUAAUUGUAUCUUCAUUUGAAAGUCUGCAUGAUAUGGCAAGCCGAUCAUAUACAAAGAGGACUUCAAUUCUCGAAACAGUUGCAAAAGUCAGGUCGUGUGUGGUAAUGUUGGAUCUGGAAUGUGAUACCCUGAUUGUAGAGAUGUUUAAGCAUUUCCUGAAGGCUGUAAGGGAGGAACAUCCAGAGAAUGUUUUUUCAUCUAUGGAAACUAUCAUGACCCUUGUUAUAGAGGAAAGUGAAGAUAUUCCCCUGGAAUUACUUUCCCCAAUCUUAGGCAGUGUAAAGAAAGACAAUGAGGAAGUUUUGCCAAUCGCUCGGAAGUUGGGGGAGAGAGUCCUUGAAUGUAGUGCAAGCAAGCUUAAACCUUCUUUGGUGCAAGCAGUGAAUACAUUGGGCAUUUCUUUGGAUAAUUACAGUAAUGUUCUUGCUUCAAUAUGCCAAGAUACACCUGGAAGCAUGGAGCAAAAUGAUGCAUGCGCCACGAGUGAGCAUGUGGAAGGUGAGAGCAAAUCAACGAAAGAGCCAGUCGAGGAGUCAGCACAGGUGGCCGGGGAGGAUGCUAAAGAAGCUGAACCACCCCAGCAAGAUAGUUCUAUCACUGGCAGAUCCCCUAAGUCUGUCAUGAGCAAUGGCAUUGCACAGGCUGGAGAAGAAGAUGCUUUGGUAGAUUCAAAAUCUGCAAAGACGGAAGAUGAUACCAAUUGUUCUAAUCAGACGAAAGGUAUCGAUAUGCCAGGUAAGGAGGAGCCCAAUGAUUUGGACGCUGGUAAACCUGACAAAAGUGAAAAAAAGUUGGUACAAGCUACUAAGAGGAGAGGAAGAAAAACCAACCCAUCAGUAAGAUCGGCUGAGCCUUCUGAGGGUUCACAUCUUGCUGUCGAGAAGGAAGCUGGAAAACAGACCGACUCUAAAAGUGACAGAAAGGAAGUUCCCAGUUCUCCUCAACAAGAUGGGUGUGUUGAGGCUGCAGAACCAUCAGAGAAUGACAAGGAGACUGACACCAAGGUUCCAUCACCCAAAACAACUGAAGGUGAACCUGAUAUCGCUUCUCCUUUGCCAAGUGAAAACAAGGAUGAAAACGAUUCAAAGAAACAUGUACGGUCCAAAAAGAAAGAUAGCUCUGCAAAAGAAGUCACUAUAAAAGAAGUGGCCACAGAUGAUGGUUUGAAAAAGGUGGAUGAAGGAACCAGUGAUUCAGAAGCAAAACCCUCCAGGCGGUCAGGAAAAAAGAUAAUUGAUCGUAGUUCUGAUGGGAAAAAGACUACUGUAGCUGAUUCGGAUAAAAAGGGAAGCGGGAUAAGUGAUGCAGAUGCUAAAAAGCAGUCAGCAAAGAAGUUGGAAGAAAGCAAGAAGGGUAGUGUUGGAUCCUCUUCAAGGCAGUCGGAGGUCAAGAAAAAGCGUGCACCGGGCAAAGUGAACUCAGAUAAGGGCAUAGCAAAAUCUGCCACUAAAGAUGAAGAGAAGGAAUUGGUGUUGUCACCCAAGUCCGCUUCAAAAUCAACUAAAGAUGACCAUCCAGAGGAGACUCCCAAGACAAGUGCAAAGAGGAAGCGCACUCCAGCAAAAGAAAAUGAAUCAAAUAUCAAAGAUGGUGAAGGUCUUGUUGGUACACGGGUAAAAGUGUUUUGGCCAGAUGAUGACAUGUAUUAUGAAGGUGUAGUUGAUUCCUUUGAUCGUUCCAAAAAGAAGCACAAGGUUUUGUAUGAUGAUGGUGAUAUGGAGAUAUUAAAUCUUAAAAAGGAAAGAUGGGAAAUCCUUGAUACUGCUGCUCCAGAUGGGGAUGAAGGGAGCGAGCAUAUUAGUCCUGAUGUUUCUGAUGAUAAUGACAUCCUGCCUGAGCCAACAAAGAAGAAAGGAAAAACAAGUGAUGGGAAAAAGGCCGCUUCUUCUAAAAGUGGAGGAGCCACAUCCAGCAAAUCAAAGGGAUCAUCUGGGAAGUCGAGCCAGAAGUCCAAAGACAGUAGCAAAGUUGAUCGCAAAACCAAGGAGAAUACUCCCAAAACUGGUGGCGGUAAAUCUAUUGAUGCUGCACCGAAAGCAUCUGGCAAGUCAAAGAACACUGACGGUUCGAAGAUAAGCAAGCCGAAAGAUGAUGAUGUUAGUGCAUCGAAACCCUCUACCAAGUCUAAGCAAGAAACUCCGAAGACAGGAAAAUCAAAGCAAGAAACAUCCAAGAGUGCUGCUUCCAAAUCAAAAUCCAGUAAAAGCGGUGGGAAGUCCAAUGGCACAGGCAAGAUGAAAGCUAGUUUAUUGCAGGUAAAAGAUUCAGAGAGUGAGGACUCGGAGGGUUCAACCAAAGAGAUGGAAGAAGUGAAGGUGAAGGCAACUAGUUCAUCAAAGUCUGGAACUGAGGUGAAGACUGGAAAGAAACGCGGAAGAAACUAAAGGUUGAUGCCUACUUUGUAAUUGUUCAUUCCUUGCUGCUCGCUCUUCUUAUGGUCUCUGCAUUUGGGAUUUCUAUGUUCUGGACCUUCUAGUGCGAUCUAGGCCGUUCUUCAUCUCUGUUAAAUAUUGUGGUCAUGCCUUGAUUAUUGGUAGCAUUUUAUUAUGUGGUUAGCCUAGUUUAGUGGUGGUAGGGGCUAGUAUUUAUUGUUUUCUUUCAUCGCCAGAUUUCUAGAUGGAUUUUGUUUGGAGUACAGUAGAAAAACAUUUGGUUAGCCGUAAAUUAAGUGAAUGUUUUGGCGCUCGUGAUUA